GGUGUACUAGAGGGUGUGAGCGCUGGGGAGUCCGGGACGCACAUCGAGGAGGGGCCCGCGGGAGCUCUAUAUGGAGGAGGGAGCCCAGAAUGGUGUGCACCAGGAAGACCAAAACUUUGGUGUCCACUUGCGUGAUCUUGAGCGGCAUGACCAACAUCAUCUGCCUGCUCUACGUGGGCUGGGUCACCAACUACAUCGCCAGCGUGUAUGUGCGCGGGCAGGAGCCGGCGCCCAACAAGAAGCUGGAGGAAGACAAAGGGGACACCCUGAAGAUCAUUGAGCGGCUGGACCACCUGGAGAAUGUUAUCAAGCAGCACAUCCAAGAGGCUCCUGCAAAGCCUGAGGAGGCAGAGACUGAGCCCUUCACAGACUCCUCUUUGUUUGCACACUGGGGCCAGGAGCUCAGCCCCGAAGGCCGGCGCGUGGCUCUGAAGCAGUUCCAGUACUACGGCUACAACGCCUACCUCAGUGACCGACUGCCCCUUGACCGGCCUCUGCCUGACCUCAGACCCAGUGGGUGCCGCAACCUCUCCUUCCCUGACAGGCUGCCGGAGGUGAGCAUUGUGUUCAUCUUCGUCAAUGAAGCUCUCUCUGUGUUGCUGCGUUCCAUCCACUCAGCCAUCGAACGCACACCUUCACACCUGCUCAAGGAGAUCAUCCUGGUAGAUGACAACAGCAGCAACGAGGAACUGAAGGAGAAGCUGACAGAAUAUGUGGACAAGGUGAAUGGCCAGAAGCCAGGCUUCAUCAAGGUUGUACGCCACAGCAAGCAGGAAGGCCUCAUUCGCUCCAGGGUCAGCGGCUGGAGGGUGGCCACUGCCCCUGUGGUGGCGCUCUUUGAUGCCCACGUGGAGUUCAAUGUGGGUUGGGCUGAACCUGUCCUCACCCGCAUAAAGGAGAACCGGAAACGGAUCAUCUCGCCAUCCUUUGAUAACAUCAAAUAUGACAACUUUGAAAUAGAAGAGUACCCACUGGCCGCCCAGGGCUUUGACUGGGAGCUGUGGUGCCGCUACCUAAAUCCCCCAAAGGCCUGGUGGAAGCUGGAGAACUCCACUGCCCCGAUCAGGAGCCCUGCCCUCAUUGGCUGCUUCAUUGUGGACCGACAGUACUUCCAGGAGAUCGGCUUGUUGGAUGAAGGCAUGGAGGUCUAUGGAGGAGAGAAUGUCGAGCUCGGCAUCAGGGUGUGGCAGUGUGGCGGGAGCGUGGAGGUCCUGCCCUGCUCCAGGAUUGCCCACAUUGAGCGAGCCCACAAGCCCUACACUGAGGACCUCACUGCCCAUGUCCGCAGGAAUGCCCUCAGAGUGGCUGAAGUCUGGAUGGAUGAAUUUAAAAGCCAUGUCUAUAUGGCCUGGAACAUACCCCAAGAGGACUCAGGCAUCGACAUCGGGGACAUCACCGCUAGGAAGGCGCUGAGGAAGCAGCUGCAGUGCAAGACCUUCCGAUGGUACCUGGUCAGCGUGUACCCUGAGAUGAGGAUGUACUCUGACAUCAUUGCCUACGGGGUGCUGCAGAAUUCCUUGAAGACUGAUUUGUGUCUUGAUCAGGGGCCAGACUCAGAGAAUGUUCCCAUCGUGUACAUCUGCCAUGGGAUGACGCCCCAGAAUGUGUACUACACAAGCAGUCAGCAGAUCCAUGUAGGCAUCCUGAGCCCCACGGUCGAUGACGAUGACAAUCGGUGCCUCGUAGAUGUCAACAGUCGGCCACGGCUCAUCGAGUGCAGCUACGCCAAAGCCAAGAGAAUGAAGCUUCACUGGCAGUUCUCUCAGGGAGGCCCCAUCCAGAACCGCAAGUCCAAGCGCUGUCUGGAGCUGCAGGAGAACAGCGACAUGGAGUUUGGCUUCCAGCUGGUGCUGCAGAAGUGUUCGGGCCAGCACUGGAGCAUCACCAACAUCCUGCGGAGCCUGGCGUCCUGACCCCCCCAGGAGCCACGUCCCACCCGCCCCUUUGCUACUGUGUAGCACCUGCUGCAAUGCUGCCUGCUGUCUUGUGGGGUUGUUUGGAGUCUGAGGAAGCCAGCUCAGUGGGCCCCUAAAAGAGCUUUUUAUUUCCUAUUCAAUUUUCAUGGAAUUUAUAGAAAGAUGCUGAAUGGUAGGUAAGGGUGUCAUAUCAUAAACUAUUUUGCAACUGUAAAUAGGGGACAAGUGGAAAAUAUUUAUAACUGACAAUAAAAUACUAUUGAUUAAGAAAAGGGCUUUUGUGGUAAUUUGGUGCUCUGUGGAGAUUGAUGCCUGGCUCCUCUGAACUUGGGAGUUCUUAUAGCCAAAGAUGUGUCCCGGUUUGCCCUUCCUGCUUCACAUCCUUGAGAAAGACUUCUAAUCCCCUGCACACUGUGGGAGCUUGUGUGCAAGCUGUCAGCUUACUUUGUGAAGCUCAAGGCUGGCAAAGGGGCCACAUGACCUCA
Molecule: messenger RNA, 2401 nt
Organism: Loxodonta africana (African savanna elephant)
Lineage: Eukaryota; Metazoa; Chordata; Mammalia; Proboscidea; Elephantidae
Gene: GALNT18
Product: polypeptide N-acetylgalactosaminyltransferase 18
Exons: 11
Coding region: 90-1913 (607 amino acids)
Biological process (GO): protein O-linked glycosylation
Cellular component (GO): Golgi apparatus
Molecular function (GO): polypeptide N-acetylgalactosaminyltransferase activity
Source: RefSeq, a predicted model, not a curated record